GGUCAAUAGAUAAGAACAAGUUUGUGUGUAUACAGAAUCACCAUCAACUGUCAACCGUCUCUCUCUCUCUCUCCCUGAUCGUCCAGAAUGGCUUGCAGCGUGUCCGCUCCAACUCUGCUCAACCUAAAGCACUCACACUCACCACUACUUCAGCCCAAGAAAUCGAAAACCCGUUUCUCUAUCCCCUAUAUCAACUGCUCACACCCACCUUCCAAAUUCCUUUUCUUCUCAUCCUCCAUUGCUCAAUUUAGACAUCCCGUGUCUAAAAAUCUGAACUUUCUCUCCGGUGGCACCGCCAUAUCGAAGGUUCGAGCAUCUGCUGGGGGAGAAGCAAAGUCGCUUGGUUCUGACGCAACAUAUCAAGAAGCCUUCUCUUGGCCUUCUGUUAUUAUCCCGUUUCUUUUUCCAGCCUUAGGAGGCUUAUUAUUUGGGUAUGACAUUGGUGCAACCUCUGGUGCCACACUAUCACUGCUGUCACCUGAACUUAGUGGCACAGCUUGGUUCAACCUUUCAGCCGUUCAGCUUGGUCUAGUGGUUAGCGGCUCCCUUUAUGGAGCUCUUCUUGGUUCCAUUCUGGUCUACCCAAUAGCUGAUUUCCUUGGGAGGAGGCGAGAACUUAUCCUAGCAGCUCUAUUAUAUGCGUUUGGGGGUUUGGUCACUGCCUCUGCUCCAGGCCUUGGGGUUCUAUUAAUAGGACGGCUCGUAUAUGGCCUUGGUAUUGGUUUGGCAAUGCAUGGAGCUCCUCUUUAUAUUGCAGAGACUUGCCCAUCUCAGAUUCGUGGGACUUUAAUAUCACUGAAAGAACUCUUCAUCGUUCUCGGGAUUUUGUUGGGUUACUUCGUGGGUAGCUUUCAGAUUGAUGUAGUUGGAGGGUGGCGUUACAUGUAUGGGGUUAGUGCCCCAGUAGCUCUGAUAAUGGGAUUAGGUAUGUGGAGUCUGCCACCAUCUCCACGCUGGUUACUCCUCCAGGCAGUUCAAGGUAAGGGGUCUCUACAGGAGCUCAAAGAGAAAGCCAUCUCUGCCUACAGCAGGUUAAGGGGUCGACCCGUCGGUGACAAAGUUUCUGAGAGGCAAAUUGAAGAUACCCUUGGCUCUCUCAAGUCUGCUUAUACAGAUGAAGAAUCUGAAGGAAGUAUUUGGGAAAUAUUUCAGGGGCCAAGUCUGAAAGCAUUCAUCAUUGGUGGAGGUUUGGUCCUUUUUCAACAGAUAACUGGGCAGCCAAGUGUUCUAUACUAUGCUGGUCCAAUCCUCCAGAGUGCUGGGUUCUCUGCUGCUGCCGAUGCUACUCGAGUUUCAGUUGUGAUAGGACUGUUUAAGCUGGUGAUGACAAGUGUAGCUGUCCUAAAAGUUGAUGAUCUUGGGAGAAGACCCUUGCUUAUUGGCGGUGUCAGUGGAAUUGCCCUUUCAUUACUUCUCCUCUCAGCUUAUUACAAAUUUCUGGGAGGCUUUCCUCUUCUUGCAGUUGCUGCUUUACUUCUUUAUGUUGGAUGCUACCAGAUAUCAUUUGGACCGAUCAGUUGGCUAAUGGUAUCAGAGAUAUUUCCACUUCGCACAAGAGGAAAAGGGAUUAGUCUUUCAGUUCUUACAAACUUUGGUUCAAAUGCUAUCGUGACAUUUGCUUUCUCACCGCUAAAGGAGUUGCUGGGCGGAGCAAACCUUUUCCUUCUUUUCGGGGCAAUUGCUUUGGUAUCACUUUUGUUCGUUGUACUCGUCGUCCCAGAGACUAAAGGAUUGAGCUUGGAAGAUAUUGAGACCAAAAUCUUGAAGUGAAAGCUCCAAAAUGCAACAACUUUGGUGAAACUUCCCAGAACUUUCUAAGUGUGGUUUGGGGAGGUGCCAACUACUGUAACCAACACCCCAUCAAUCUCUUGUACAUUAACUGCUAGUUUUCUCAUAGCAUGAGGGAAGAAAUUUCAUUUUCCCUAAUAACAAGCAGCUUUCAGUAGUCCAAUGAUCAAAUGGAAUGGCUAAACAGGAUUAAUCGUAAAAGUUCGUGAUUUAGUCUAAUUGAGUAGGAGUAAUAUAAAUCUUCUACAUUCUACAACGUUUGUAUCAA
Rhododendron vialii is the source of this 2056-nucleotide messenger RNA. RefSeq names its product D-xylose-proton symporter-like 3, chloroplastic. Lineage: Eukaryota; Viridiplantae; Streptophyta; Magnoliopsida; Ericales; Ericaceae. The record is from RefSeq and is a predicted model, not a curated record. Gene Ontology annotation, cellular component: membrane. Gene Ontology annotation, molecular function: transmembrane transporter activity. Bases 88 to 1770 code for a protein of 560 amino acids. The transcript has 14 exons. Gene Ontology annotation, biological process: transmembrane transport.